CCUUCCUCGCCCCUCCCGGGGAUGAAGAGGAGGCGGCUGCUACUACUGAGGGGACGUCAUUCAGAGUGAUCUUUAUGAUGCUGCUCAAAACUAAGCCGAUGGCCGCUGUUUUCUCUUCCUCCACAGGGCAAUGGCGAGCCAUUACAUCCCUGAGCCACAGCGACUCGUUACCUGGCUUUUUGUUAUCGACGUGGAAGGUUUGGUUCGUGUGGCGCCAUUACGCACAUGGUUGCUUCUACUGGGUUUCAGGUACCAGUGAAAAAUUGCUCGUGCUUGACAUCCGGACAAUGGAGUUCUCCAUGGUUGACCACCCACCCUGUCCCAGAUUUUCGGGCGAUGAUGUGGCCAUCGUUGAGGCAGGCCAAGGCAUGAUUGUGAUGUUUGUGCCUAAACCUGACACAGGUCGCCGUUUUUAUACUGUUUGGCGAAAGAAUGGUGGGAGUUCCACACAGUGGCAGAUGGAGAAUGAGCCAUUCUUGCUGGAUUCUGGGUCCUUGAUCAAGGGUGCUGUGGGUAGGCACUUGCUCCUAUAUUAUGUCGGAAGCUCGUCAGUCAAGCAAGGUUGUUACACGCGGGACGUCGACACAUUCCAGUUUGACAGGGUGUGUGGUUCAUGUCCCCACCCGUCGGAAGCAUAUUGCAACUUCCCACCAUCGUUAUUAUCGUCGCCGACAGUGUCAAGUGGUUCCCGCUCUUGCGCUUCUCCACUCCCAGAGUGCCGCCGGCUCGCCACCGCCCUUCGCUCCAACAACCGCCGAGGCUUCCGGCUCCCGCGAACCCACCCUCUUCUUCAGCGACCGCUGAGGUGUCGACCGGUGCACCACCAAGCUGCCGGUGUGCUGGCUACCAGAGCCAUCCCACAAGGUCACUUCACUAUAACCUACCACGGGGGCCUGAAGUACGAGAAGCUGACCCUGGAGGCGUGCAAGGACCUGUUGUCGCAGCAGCCGCCCAAGCUUUGAUCCCCUUGUUCGUCGUCGAAGGCACACGCCAUGCUGACGCCCAGGGAGCGGGGGAUGAUGUACUGGUGCCUGAACUACAGGAAGCUGACCCUGGAGGCAUGCAAGGACCUGUUCUCGCAACAGCUGCCCAAGCUCUGAACCCCUUGUUCGUCGUCAAAGGGACACGCCAUGCUAAUGUCCAGGGAGCAGGGGAGCCUGAAGUACGAGAGGCUGACCCUGGAGGCUUGCAAGGACCUGUGGUCGCAGCGGCCGCCCAAGCUCCGAACCCCUUGUUUGUCAUCGAAGGCACACGCCAUGCUGAUGUCCAUGGAGUGGGGGGUGAUGUGCUGGUGGCUGAAGUACGAGAAGCUGACCGUGGAGGUGUGCAAGGACCCGUUGUGGCAGCGGACGCCCAAGCUCCAAACUCCUUGUUCGUUGUGGAAGGCACACCUCAUGCUGAUGUUGUCCAGGGAGCGGGGGUCGAUGUGCCGGUGCCUGAACUACAAGAAGCUGACCCUGAAGCGACGCAAGGAUCUGUUGUCUCAGCUUCUGCCCGAGCUCCAGACCCCUUGUUGGUCGUCGACAACGAUGACGAUGCUGAGGCGGGUCACGGUGAGGCGAGGAGGAGGCGCUGGGGUUGGGGCUGGGGCUGCGGAGGUUGCAGAGCCGGGUAAGCGAGGUGGAGAGGGCGGCGUGCGAGGAGGCGAGGGGCCGGAGUAUGUGGCAGGAUGGUAGCUAGAUGGAGUGAGCAAGAGUGACUCCAUCCUUUUUGUAAAGCUUACUUGCUUGAUCUGUGCCGUGAUGGUCCCUGGUUGCUCUUGUUCUGUGCAACUGUCUCUGGAUGACUGAUCGACAGUGCAGUUUUUCCCUUUCUUUUGGGAGGCAACAAUUAGCAUUGUCGAUUUUGUUGUUGUCUCAACUCAGUCAGCCGUUUGUUUCGAGGGGAUGAGCCGAGUUACUUACAGGCCAUGGUGGAGUUACUUACACGUUAGGUGGAUCAGGGCAGUGAAACGGAGAUGGCUGACCUUUAGUAUAUCGUUGCAUCCAUGCCUCAGUGAAGUUUCUGUUCC
This is a messenger RNA of Triticum urartu, 2011 nucleotides long. The record is from RefSeq and is a predicted model, not a curated record. NCBI's taxonomy places the organism in Eukaryota, Viridiplantae, Streptophyta, Magnoliopsida, Poales, Poaceae.